Messenger RNA from Rubroshorea leprosula, 1556 nucleotides. NCBI's taxonomy places the organism in Eukaryota, Viridiplantae, Streptophyta, Magnoliopsida, Malvales, Dipterocarpaceae. The record is from the annotation of a GenBank genome assembly.
UUCUGCUCUGUCUUCCCGCUGCAGCCGCCCGAAGAAAAAACAAGGGAACCCAGCCAUGCCUUUGAGAAACCGGUGAGAUAAGAUUGGUUUUCUCCUUCCUUUCUUGCUCUAGAACACACCUAGAACCCAGAAAUCUUCCCCCCCUGCUGGAAAAGCCGGAUCUGCCCUGCUCUGCUUUGUCCUUCCGCCGGCUGCUCUUGAUUGUGGGUGAUUUCUGGGCAUUUUUUUCAAUCCGUGAGUUUCUCCCUUGCACUGCCGCCGGCCUCUUCCCCCCUGUAGCUCCGGUUUCUACAGCUGGAGAAUUAUGGUAUGUGACAGCCUUUUAAGGCUUAAAUUAUCCAUUUAAAGUUGCUGCUUGUGAUGUCCGAAUUUGGCUAGGAAAUGGGGAAAUUCCGGUAGCAAUUAAGAGGGAUUUAAGUGUGUUUUGUUGCUUAAUUCUAGUGAGAUUUAUGUGAUUGAGUGUUAGUUGGUUGUUGUGAUUUUUGGAGAAAAUCCCGUGAGAUUAGCUAGUGUUUUGGCCAAUUUGCGGAAGUGGAGUUACUGUUCACGUCGGGGUUCCCGAUUGUUCUGUCAGUUAGUGCAUGAAUUGAGUGCUCAAUUUUAUGCAAGUGAAGUAAGUAAAUUUAUGGUAAUGCCCGUACUGUUUUAAAAGCAUGUUUUGAUUUGUUUUUGAAGUGGUGGCGGGACUAAACUCGUUUUACACAAGUAUGACUGAUUUGAAGUGAAAUGUUUUGUGCUUUUCAUGAAAUUGAGCAUGCCUACUUGAAAUUUAAGUGACUAUCCCGAUGAUCUGAAAGUGAUUGUGAAUUGUGAUUUUCCUGUUAACUUCUGCCUGUUUUGUCUCCGAUGUAGUCAUGUUAUUCGUGACCCUGCUAGUGGGGGAGGUUAUAAACACUAGCACAUGUCGACAUGUUAGUGAGAGAGCCGGUUCGUUCAACCCAGCUAGUGGGGGUUAUACACCAGCAAAUCGUGGCCCUGCUAGUGGGGAUUAUACACUGGCCGUGACCUAUAGAGGAGACGUCUAUUUCGUUCUCGUACUGUACCCGUUUUGCGUGAUUGCACAUGUGGCAUGCUAUAAGUUUAAAUAAGGGGCACUCCAUAUUUACUUACUGAGUUUAUCUCAUAGUUUUCCUUGUCCACCAUUUCAGGAAAUGAAACCGAGGACGAGGAAACCACGAGAAGUGACGAGUUAGAAAGCUAGCCAUUUCGAGAUUGAUAUAGAUUUUCGAAAUAAAUCAUGAUCUUGUAAGCUAGAGUAUAUUUGGAGAUUUAUGAUAUCAGAGAGAUUUUAUAAUUUGAUCUUCAGAUUUUGGUGGUAUCAGAGUGUGAUAUGAUAAGUUCCGAGCCUUGUGCACUUGUAGGACCCGUCUCACGAGUGUACGGCGUCUGUCGCGUCUCGAAAUUGGGUUUUGGGGCGUGACACAUAUAGUUUAGCUAUAGUUUAAUUAUUAUAGUUAUGGUAAAUGUUUCUUUCUUUCUUUCUUAGAGACCAUUGAUGAAUUUGGUGAAGUGUUGUUGGAUUUAUGAAGUUAUUUAAAUUAAUUUUACUUUGAAUA